CAAUAUUUGCAUGUAAAUCUUCCUCUAUAAAUACGUUACAUCUCGCAAAUGUUCAUCACAAAAACCAACCAUGAGGCUCGAUCAACAAUCCACGAUCUCAACUAAUUCGAUAACAACUUUGUUGAUUUUCGUAUCGAUAACCGUCUCAACCGUUAACUGCCGGAGACACGUAUCCGACGGAUCUGACGUCACCUACGCCGCAAUCAACUGUCGUAAGCACACAGCAUUUUUGACGGAUUUCGGCGGAGUCGGUGACGGAAAAACGUCGAACACGGCGGUUUUCCGAUCGGCGAUUCAGAAUCUGAGUCAGUUUGAAAACGACGGCGGAUCGCAGCUUAUUGUGCCGCCGGGGAAGUGGCUCACCGGAAGCUUUAACCUAACUAGUCAUUUCACGUUGUUUAUUCAGUUCGGUGCGGUUGUUCUUGCGUCUCAGGAUGAAGGAGAAUAUCCGCUAAUUGAACCGUUGCCGUCGUAUGGUGCCGGUCGAGAUGGACCGGGAGGAAGGUUUAGUAGUCUGAUAGGUGGAUCACACCUUACUGAUGUUGUUAUAACAGGCGACAAUGGCACGAUCGAUGGCCAGGGUUCGAUUUGGUGGGACAAGUUUCAUCAAAAGAAACUGAAGAACACAAGACCAUACUUGAUUGAGCCAAUGUACUCAAAUCAAAUCCAGAUAUCUAACCUCACUCUAGUCAACUCGCCUUCAUGGUUCGUCCAUCCGGUAUAUAGCAGUGAUAUAAUUAUUCAAGAUUUAACCAUUCUUGCACCUGUGGAUUCCCCUAAUACAGAUGGAAUUGAUCCAGAUUCUUGUAAAAAUGUAAAAAUUCAGGAUGUUUUCAUCGUGUCCGGUGACGAUUGUAUCGCCGUGAAAAGCGGAUGGGAUGAAUACGGGAUUAAAUUCGGGAUGCCUACCGAACAAGCGAUCAUAAGGCGAUUAACAUGCAUUUCCCCCGAUAGUGCAGUGAUUGCACUCGGGAGUGAAAUGUCGGGUGGCAUAAAAAACAUUAGAGCCGAAGACAUCACGGCUAUUAAUUCUGAAUCCGGGGUCAGAAUUAAAACGGGCCCCGGAAGGGGAGCAUAUGUUACCGACAUCUUCGUGGACAAAAUGACUUUACAUACGAUGAAGUAUGUAUUUUGGACCACAGGUGCAUAUGGGCAGCACCCGGAUCCAGGUUAUGAUCCGAAGGCACUCCCGAAAAUUGACCGGAUCAACUAUAGAAAUGUGGUGGCGGAUGAUGUACAAAUGGCGGGAAAUAUGGGCGGGAUUGAGGGCGAUCCGUUUACCGGAUUUUGUUUAUCAAAUGUUACUAUUGGGUUGAGUGACAAACCAAAAAAAGUACAGUGGAACUGUACUGAUGUUUCCGGUGUCUCGAGUAACGUGACACCGGAACCAUGUGAUGCUCUGGUGGAUAAAGGCUCGAUUGAGUGCGAGUAUCCAUCGGAUCCGGUUCCGAUAGAUACUGUUCAAAUGCAGACUUGUUCUUUUAGUACUCAAAAGGAUGGUUUUCGAUUACAUAGGUUUUUUUUUUUUGUCCAUGUAGGAUGGUUUUCGAUUACAUGCAAGGAAGCUUUCGCUGCUUGAUGCAGUGUUGGACUACGAUGAUGCCGGAGCCAAUCCUAGGCAUGAUCCAAGGAAGGGGAGGGGCGGAAGGAACCCAUGAUCGAGUUUAUAAGCUCGAUUAUAUUUUUGUUAAGUAUUAAAUAUUAAUGUUUAGAGGGUAUGUAUCUCUACAACAGGUUUAUUAGUGUACUUUGGCUACAACUAUAAGAAUAAAUUAAAGUUUUGUUACUUAAA
Helianthus annuus (common sunflower) is the source of this 1792-nucleotide messenger RNA. Its product is annotated as probable polygalacturonase. Gene Ontology annotation, molecular function: polygalacturonase activity. Lineage: Eukaryota; Viridiplantae; Streptophyta; Magnoliopsida; Asterales; Asteraceae. The record is from RefSeq and is a predicted model, not a curated record. Bases 71 to 1579 code for a protein of 502 amino acids. The transcript is spliced from 7 exons. Gene Ontology annotation, biological process: carbohydrate metabolic process.